Messenger RNA from Williopsis jadinii, 2025 nucleotides. Its product is annotated as acetyl-CoA synthetase-like protein. Lineage: Eukaryota; Fungi; Ascomycota; Saccharomycetes; Phaffomycetales; Wickerhamomycetaceae. Gene Ontology annotation, cellular component: endoplasmic reticulum; membrane. Gene Ontology annotation, biological process: long-chain fatty acid metabolic process. Gene Ontology annotation, molecular function: long-chain fatty acid-CoA ligase activity. The record is from RefSeq and is a predicted model, not a curated record.
GUCCCGGGUUCUGAGAAACCCGGUUACUCGUCCGCAUACAGAUCGUCACAUUUGCCUGUUGGCCAACCGCUUGUUGAUAAAGUUGCUCCGGGGUUCGAUACGGUACUCUCCGUCAUGGAGCACGCCUUUGCGCACUAUCCGGACAGACCAUGUCUCGGGACUAGGCUGUUGAAGAAAGAUGGGUCUGAUUAUGAAGACCACUUCACCUAUGCGACCUAUAGAGAAGUGCAGGAGAAGAGAAACAGAAUCGGAUCAGGCAUCAGAACCCUUGUUGGAAGGGAUGAGAAGUUUGUUGUUGGGCUGUACAGCUCAAACAGACCUGAGUGGGUUGUUACGAUGCUGGCCACACAGGCCUAUGACCUGAUCUACACGGCGUUGUAUGAUACGCUGGGCCCUACCACGUCUGCCUAUAUUCUCAACUUCACUGAAACGCCUUUGCUUGUCGUUUCAAAGGAGAAGCUACGCUCGAUCUUCCAGUUGAAGAAGAACAACGGCUUGCCACACUUGAAGUUUGUUGUUGUUAUGGAGCCUUUGGACUUGGAGAAGGAUUUCGGAUUGGUUCAAGUUGCAGAAUCAAGAGGCGUUAGAAUCUUGGACUUUAACCAAUUGGAGAACAUUGGCCGUUUGAAUCCAUUGCCUGUGAUCAAGGCUAGACCAGAAUCUACAUUCGGUAUUUCCUUCACAUCGGGUACUACAGGUAACCCGAAGGGCGUGGAAAUUACACAGUCAAUGACUGCUGCCUUCGUUGCGUUCAGUAUUUCCUCUGUGUACGUUACUGUGAAGCCCGAAGAUCAGAUUAGAGUGUUUGGCUUCCUGCCUUUGGCACAUAUCUAUGAAGUUUGUAACUUGAGUAUGCAAUUGACAACUGGUUGUUCAAUUGCAUUCCCUCCAGACCCUUCUCCUCUGAAACUGGUUGAGAACUUGGCCAUUGUUAAGCCACACAUCGUGUGCUUGGUUCCAAGAGUUUAUACCAAGAUGGAGGCAUCCUUGAAGGAAGCCAUGUCUAGUUCCUUUGUCGGACGUCAGCUUUUGAAAGGAAUUGAAAGCAAGAUUGAGCAAUCGACAGAUGAUGGUUUACCACAUUCCAUUCUUUUGGACUCUCUAGCCUUGAAGGGAGUUCGUAAGAAAUUGGGUGUAUCUGAAACAAGUAUUUUAAUCAGUGGUUCUGCUCCAAUUGGUUCUGAAACUGUUGACUUUUUGAGAAGUUCCCUGGGAACUGGGUUCUCACAAGGCUAUGGAUUGACAGAGUCAACGUCAGGUAUCUCAGUUUCAUCACCUUUUGAUAAGGAGGUUACGUGUGGUGGUAUUGCCAUCACCACCGAGUUUAGACUACGUGCUUUACCACAGAUGAAUUACCAUACACAUGAUGAAAAGGGUGUUGAGUUGGAUGAACCACAAGGUGAAUUGUUAUUACGUGGUCCCCAAAUCUUCCCUCGCUAUUUCAAGAACCCUGAGGCUACAAAGGAUACCUUUGAUGAAGAUGGGUGGUUUAAGACGGGUGAUGUUGCUAGACGUGACAGCCGUGGUCGUAUCACCAUCAUUGAUCGUGUCAAAAACUUCUUCAAACUGGCUCAAGGUGAAUACAUUACUCCAGAGCGUGUUGAAAACGCAUAUCUUGCUGUCACUCCCUUCUUGACCCAAAUCUAUGUCCAUGGUGACUCGAUGAAGACCUUCCUUGUGGCAAUUGUCGGUGUUGAACCAGAAGCAUUCAAGACACAUCUGUCACGUCAUCGUAAGACACAUCAUUUGGCACGUUUACCGAUUGAGCAGGUUUUGGAGAAGGUUAACAAUUCUCCAGAAAUCAAGAAGUUCAUCCUACAUAAAUUGGAUGACAAUGUCAAGCAUGAAGGACUUCAAGGGUUUGAAAAAUUGCACAAUGUGAAGUUUAUGAUUGAGCCUCUGAAGAUCUCUGAUGAUACCAUCACCCCAACUUUGAAGAUUAAGAGAAACAUUGCUGCAAAGUUCUUCAAGGAUUCAUUUGAACAACUGUACAAAGAAGGUUCGUUGUUGAAGAACAAUAAAUUG